AUGUCUUCAGGAGCCCCAGUCACCGACAACGCGGCCAGCAACAACACCUCUGAAAUCUCCUCAAGUCCCGCAUCGCGCAAAAAGCCCACAAAAAUUGGCCAGAAUGAGAACAAUGCACUUCAAAAGAACUCUGCCCAAGCAGCGCCUUCCGACGACGAGGACGAUGAAGAGAUCCCAGAACCCAUGACGUCGGGGCCGAGAAAACGUGGUGGCCGUCGUAUUGUACCCGUUCACCAGUCCCGGAUUACCGACCGUCCGGCGAAAGUAGGCGAGAAGGACAGUUCGUUGAAGAUCAAGAUCGAGCUGGAUCUCGAGGUCGAGGUUGAGAUCUAUGCACGAGUAAAGGGAGAUAUAACAAUCGGUUUAUUGUAA
Messenger RNA from Ascochyta rabiei, 372 nucleotides. RefSeq lists its product as uncharacterized. The coding region runs from base 1 to 372 and encodes 123 amino acids. The transcript is spliced from 3 exons. NCBI's taxonomy places the organism in Eukaryota, Fungi, Ascomycota, Dothideomycetes, Pleosporales, Didymellaceae. The record is from RefSeq and is a predicted model, not a curated record.